Megalopta genalis is the source of this 2365-nucleotide messenger RNA. RefSeq names its product sorting nexin 17 (gene Snx17). Gene Ontology annotation, molecular function: phosphatidylinositol binding. NCBI's taxonomy places the organism in Eukaryota, Metazoa, Arthropoda, Insecta, Hymenoptera, Halictidae. Gene Ontology annotation, biological process: endocytic recycling; intracellular protein transport. Gene Ontology annotation, cellular component: early endosome. The record is from RefSeq and is a predicted model, not a curated record.
AACCGGAAGUAGUUAUGCAUACACAUUAAAGGAUAAAAUAGUUCACAAACAUAUUGUCACAUUUAUUAAUAUUAAAUCGCAAAAUAAAUUGUUAAACGUAUUUAAACAUUUUUAAUGUUGUGUUAUCAUACUCUACGGAUACAGUGGAUUCUAUAAAAUAUAAACAUUUGUACCCGAGAACAGUCUCCUCGAUAAUUUAGUAAUUUCGGGAAAUUUUUAUCCUAUAUAGGAAGAAUAAAAUAUGCGCAGCGAUUUAAUAAAACGUUAAAUAGAUUUAAUUUGCUGAGUGGGUGUAAAACGUAUACGCCUACCGUGAGGGAAAAGAAACCAGCCAUACAUGGAGCGAUUUUUCUUGGAGCUGUAUGCACAUACGUUUGUAAAUACAAUUGCCUUUUAAUAAAAAGAAAAUGACAACAUCUUUGUAUGAAUAUUUUUGUACAUUUUGGGCUAUAUUUCUGUACAUAUUUUACAUACCAGAUCAAUUGAUUGCAAUACUGUAUACAUAAUUUUAUUGUAUAAAAAUGCAUUUCUCUAUACCAGAUACACAAGAAUUUAUUGAUACUACUGGCAAUACAUAUGUGGGGUAUAAUAUCCAUAUAAAUGGAUUGUUCCACUGUACUGUCAGGUAUAAACAGUUGCAUAAUUUUCACGAACAGUUGGCCAAGGACUUGGACAUAUCUUUACCAUCAUUUCCACCGAAAAAAUUCUUUCCUUUAACAACAAAUCAACAAGAAGAACGUCGCUUAUCUUUAGAAAAAUACAUUCAAUCUAUUGGACAGAAUGAACUUAUUAAUAAUUCAGGAAUGUUAAAUGCAUUCUUACUAAAUGCUCAGCAUGAAACUAUAGGUGGAUUUUCUGAUAAUGAGAGUAUAGAUAUUUUCCUAAUGAAUGGAUGCAAAAUAAUAGUGAAUGUUUCAUUGGGUGACCAUACCGGAGUUGUUUUAAAGAAAGUUUAUAAGCAUCUUAAAUUGCCAGAAGAAUAUUAUCCCUAUUUUGCCUUGUUUAUUGUUGCACAGAAUGACAGUAACAGUGUUUAUUUGUUACGCAAGUUACAGAAUUUUGAAUCUCCUUUUAUCACGAAUAAACAUAUGCAUAACAUAGGUAGGAAGAUUGUACUUGGAAAAAAUUACUGGGAUGUAGCAUAUGAUCUUGAAUUGAUGAACAAUGCAGCAGCUAUGAAACUGCUUUAUGUUCAAGCUGUAUCAGAGGUUCAAAGAGGAUGGGUUAUAGCUAAAGAUGAAUUGAAAGAUUAUUUGAUUACUUUACACAAUCAAGGAAAAAAGAAGGAAUACCUGGAUGUAGUGCGUACUUUAAAAUAUUAUGGUUAUAUUCAGUUUGCUCCAUGCUUUUGUGAUUAUCCUCAAUCAGAUUCAAAAGUAUUAGUUGCUAUAGGUAGGAAUGAAUUAAAUUUGCGCAUAUUAUCUGACGAAGAACAGCGCGAAGAAGUCUUUAAUGUUUCUCAAAUGCGUUGUUGGCGAAUAACCACUGUACAGAAUGGGCUCGAGAGAUCCGAGGACAAUGAUGAUUUAAGUUUAGAAUUAUCUUUCGAAUAUUUGGUAGCUAAAAAUCAAUUACAAUGGAUUACUAUCACUUCGGAACAAGCUAUUUUAAUGUCUGUAUGUUUACAAGCCAUGAUCGAUGAAUUAUUGCUAAAACAUGCUGGUGGUAGUCGUAUUCAGGAGGUACCUGGAAAAUCAUGGACAUAUGUUAUGAGAGACGGACAAACAAUUGUAAUAGGAUCAAGUUCUGGUGAGCAAGCUGAUGAAAAUAGGAAGAGUCAAGAUACUAAAUCCGAACCGAUAAUGAAGAAAUUAGCUGAUAGAUUGUCGGCAGUAAGAAUAAAAAGAUCUGUGGAUGUUAGAGGUGGUGUAAAUAAUGCAAUUCAAAGGAAAUAUGUAUCGGAAUGUGGUAUGGAAAACAACGCAUUUCACAUGAUCGGCGAUGACGAUUUAUAAACGUAAGAAACAAUGUAUGCCUUCUGUAUAUGUAUAGUUUUUCAAAACGACUGAGCUUCCGAGAAGACAUUAUUAUAUUUUUGAUAAGAUAAACUUGUAAAUUUAUAAAACUUUCAUACGAAAUGUAAACAAAAAUUGAACUUUUUACUUAUAUAUCGAUAUUGUAACAAUUAUGCUCAAUGUACGCUUGCUUUGUCAUUAAUUUUAGUAGAGAGAAUUAUUAUAAUUAAAUUCAAUAAUUAUUUAAUCCUUUCUAAUGUCAUAAGUGUGAAUACGAGAUGUAUGUUCAUAGAAAACGAAUAAGUUAUGAGAGAACUAUAAUUGUUUACACGAUGUACUUAUGUCAGAUCUGAGAAAACAAUGGAAAUAUGUAAUGGAAGAAUUAAUUAAAUAAUUUAAAACAAAUGAAA